AUGAAGACCACCUCCCUCCUCUCCAUCCUCUUCAGCGCGCUCGCCGUCGCGCACCCCCUCGCCGCCUCCCCCCCCUCCCCCCCUUCCGACGGCUGCUUCGUAACGCAAGAGCUGCGGUCGACGCUCUCAGGCACAUUCACACUGCAGCUGCAGCCACACCCCUUCCACACCUCCACCUCCCCCGCCCCCUCCCCCUCCCCCGCAUGGACCUCCGCGCAGCCCAGCUUCGUCAAGUCCGCGGACGGCUGGGAGUACGGCGUGCACGCCAAGGGCGCAAAGAUGCGGCUCACGCUGACGGACGGGGUGCUGGCGAACGAGAAGCGCGGUGUCGCGGUUACGCUGGAGCCUAGGGGCCGGCCGAGGUGGCUAAGGGUCGCGUUUAGCAAGAAUACGGCAAAUGAGCACCGCGGCGUCUAUCAGGCGCAGAGGAUGUGCAUUGGUGGAAAGGGCGUUACCACGGUGGGGCCGAAUGAGGGGAGAGUGUUCUGUGUCGUCGCCGAUGAGCGCAGGAAGGGCGACUGGACGCUGUGGACGAAGCCUAGCGAUCAGGAGGACGAGUGUGUGGUCGUCGCGGCGGUCGUGAAGAUGGCGUAAGCUACUUGGGAUUUAUCAGGGUUUAUUGGGAUCGGUACUUAAUAUUAAUGUUAAAUUGUUAAUCGAUUAACUAUGGGAUUACAUAUGGGAUUAUUUCGAACAACGAGAGAAAAUAUGUUGGGUGCUCUCAGAAGUCAGAAUAGCGCCCAUGUGCCCAUUUGUGCGGGUGCGAACACCAGCGAGACUUGGAAGAGAU
Molecule: messenger RNA, 790 nt
Organism: Tricharina praecox
Lineage: Eukaryota; Fungi; Ascomycota; Pezizomycetes; Pezizales; Pyronemataceae
Exons: 2
Coding region: 1-594 (197 amino acids)
Source: RefSeq, a predicted model, not a curated record